AUGUCAACCGAGAAUAAAGAUAAUGUUAUACAACAAAAGUUAGCCAGAACGUUACACCGUUUCGAGAGUAAGAUUGUUGCAGGAGACUAUUAUGAGGCACAUCAGACCCUGAGGACAAUUGCUAACAGAUAUGUCAGAGCUAAGACUUAUGAAUUGGCUAUUGAAUUAGUCAGUCAAGGUUCCACGUCGUUGUUGAAAGCUAAACAAGGUGGGUCUGGUACUGACCUUAUCUUCUACUUAUUAGAAAUAUAUGAUCAGGCUGAAGUGACCGUAGAUGAUGCCUCUAUUGGUAGAUUGAUUCAAUUGUUGGUUCUAAUUGAACCAACGGAACCAAAUAUGAAGGAUGUAAUAACUGGUAUGAACAAUUGGUCUGUAAAGUUCAGUGACUAUAAAUUUGGUGACCCAUACUUACAUAAUGUGAUGGCCUUGAAGCUGUUAGAAGGUGAACAUAUAUAUGAGGCCGAGAGAUAUUUCAUGUUGGGUACACAUGAUUCAGUAGGGAAAUAUAUUGAAUUAGUAUGGGAUUGGUUUGUUCAGGCUGUAGAUGAAGAUAUUCAAAAAGGUUUCAAUACACCACAAUUGACUUUAGUAGGAUCUUUCUUUAAUAGAUUAAUAUUCAAUUAUUUGUUUAUUUCUAAUAUCAAAUUUGCCAAUGAAGCAAAAGAAAAGUUCUUAAAGCAAUAUGUUGAAGAAUAUCCAGAUGUGAAAUACGAAACCAUUGCAAAACGAAUUCCAGGUCAGGAUGAAGAUUUUAAACUAUUUUUCUUUAACGAUUGUUCAGAAUUGAAUUUCUUACAAUUACUGAUAUUGACAUGUCAAACAAAAAAUAAGGCAUUGUUUCAGAGUCUCAAUGAACAAUACAAAGAAUUAAGCACUAAAUUUGCUCCUCAACUUGAAUUCCUAGGGCAAGAAUAUUUUGGAAUCCCAGCACAAAGACAAUCUAAUUUCUUACAAGAUAUGAUGUCAGGUCUUCUAGGUGGUUCUAAAUAG
This is a messenger RNA of Maudiozyma barnettii, 990 nucleotides long. RefSeq names its product Get4p (gene GET4). Gene Ontology annotation, cellular component: TRC complex; cytosol. Lineage: Eukaryota; Fungi; Ascomycota; Saccharomycetes; Saccharomycetales; Saccharomycetaceae. The transcript has a single exon. Bases 1 to 990 code for a protein of 329 amino acids. Gene Ontology annotation, molecular function: protein binding. The record is from RefSeq and is a predicted model, not a curated record. Gene Ontology annotation, biological process: protein insertion into ER membrane.